This is a messenger RNA of Punica granatum (pomegranate), 1112 nucleotides long. NCBI's taxonomy places the organism in Eukaryota, Viridiplantae, Streptophyta, Magnoliopsida, Myrtales, Lythraceae. The record is from RefSeq and is a predicted model, not a curated record.
AAACCCAACAAGGCAACAACAUAGCAGAGCAGAGGCGACUUGAGCUGCUCAAUCAGCUUUAUCUUCCUCUAUUCCCUUCUUAUCUGUAACUCCUCCGCCAGAAGCUCGGCUUUCAUCAAUGGCGUCCGCGGUCUCGGUGGCAAGCCCUCGUCUCGCUCUCCAGGGUAGCUGCAGCCGAGAUGUUUCAAAUGGUACUAAGGCACAGUUGACCUGUAGUGCUGCGAUUCUGCAGCCAAGGAAAUUGCAGGCCAUGGCUUGUCCGGCAAUAGCUUGGACUUCUAGGUCUCACUAUGCGUCUAGUCUGUCUGUUAGACAGAAUUCUGAAGUGCCUUCGGUGCUACGCAAAAGAAUGCUUCGUGUAAAUGCAGCAGCAAAUGAUCUGGAGCUGCAAGCAAAGGUGACAAGUAAGUGCUUCUUUGAUGUAGAAGUUGGAGGUGAGCCAAUAGGUAGAGUAGUCAUGGGGCUCUUUGGAGAUGUUGUGCCGAAAACUGCUGAGAACUUCCGAGCCUUAUGUACAGGAGAGAAGGGUUAUGGUUACAAGGGGUGCUCCUUCCAUCGUAUCAUCAAGGAUUUCAUGAUCCAGGGAGGGGAUUUCACCAGAGGAAAUGGAACUGGAGGAAAGAGCAUCUAUGGUUCAAGUUUUGAAGAUGAGAGUUUCGCUUUGAAACAUGUGGGACCUGGAAUACUAAGCAUGGCAAAUGCAGGCCCAAAUACAAAUGGCAGCCAAUUCUUCAUUUGCACCGUUAAGACUCCGUGGUUGGACAAUCGCCAUGUGGUAUUCGGACACGUCCUCGAAGGAAUGGAUGUUGUUUGGCAACUCGAAUGCCAGGAAACAAGCCGAUCGGACGUUCCUCGAUCUCCAUGCAGAAUCAUUAACUGCGGUGAGCUGCCCCUGGAGGGCUGAUGUAAUCCGCCUUCUAACCCAACAAACAUCUACAGAGCACAAACUCUUUUUUUUGUAGCCUGUGAGAGUUUUUCUUUUGUUCGGCAACUUAUGGUCCUUUUUCACGAAUAAUAUUUAUCCCGAUAGACUGCUCUUGCGGAGGAGUUAAUGUAUUUUAAGGGAUACCUCUAGUAAUGGCAUAGGAAUCGGGAAAUUGGCUUGUGUUGUA